GAUAGAAACAUGUGCAAGAUGAUAUAGCCUACAUAACUCUUUCACAGAGGAGAGGUUAGUCCAGACAGCAAAGUUAGAGAUAGAAAAAUGGUAUUAAUAAAGUUAUCAUCUCUAGUCUCAGCAGUAUCGUAUGGACAGGCUUUCUUAGGUCUGUGUAGUUUACUUAUUUCCCUUAUUGUUAUAUUGCUGAUCCGGCAGCUUGUCAAGCAGAGGAGACCCCGAGGAUUCCCUCCUGGACCGUCACCUAUCCCUGUCAUAGGGAACAUUAUGUCUCUAGCAACAGAACCGCACGUCUUUAUGAAGAAACAGAGUGAAAUCCAUGGGCAGGUACGGUACUUACCUUAUUGUGUCAAAAUGUCUUGACUAACCCUCGGCAUUUUUUUGUGUUGGCUACUUGUGUGCACACCCAUGAAGGCUAGUUUGCUUGUGUUCAAGCCGGUUUAACUCUUGCGGUUUAGCCUAUUGAGUGUUGCUUUAUGAAUACGGAUUUUUGCAUUACAAUAGAUGUAUUUUAUAUAUUACAAAACAUAAUCUCAAAGUCGCUUUAAUUUCAUUGGUGGAAAACAGUGCUUAAUAAAGUUUGUAAUGCAUCAUCCGGCAUACACACACAUACCAGAAUUCCUAAGUGUGUCAAAGGUUACUUAGGGUGGACGCUCCAUUCUUGUCCCUACAUCCUGCCUUGCGUCAGCCUAGAAAAAAAACUCAGAAAAGUGAACAAAGGAGGCUCGGUAUUCGCAAAGUUUUGGCAGGCUCCAGCUGCGCUUGCAGGGUUUCGAAAAAUUGCCAAGGUCUGCUUAGUCAGCAUGCCUCAGCAAAUAGAGUCAGACUGCAGUGAGGACUACUUGCCUAUCUCUAGACUAGCCUAAUACAUAAUUUGCAGUUGAGAUGUUAUGUCAUACUGGACUAUAGUCUACUUUCUGGACCUAUAGUCAUAUUCUCAAAAUUCCCAAAUUAAACAUAUUUAGGGAAAAUAAAUGGCAUAUUAUCUUGGAUGUGUAUUUAUUCAAGUAUUUUAUCUAAGAUUUUCAGUCUUGAUUUGGGAGGCUACUCAACAGUGGUGCUGAAUGGAUAUGAUGCCAUCAGAGAAUGCCUGUACCACCAGAGUGAGGUCUUUGCUGACCGGCCAUCUCUGCCUUUAUUUAUGAAAAUGACCAAAAUGGGAGGUAAGAAAGUCAGUUAUAAGGUAUUCUGAAAUAUGCACAUUAUGACAUUGUUAUAUUGUUAUUAGUUAUUACAUGCAAAUACAAGCUUGGUUUUAUCCAACUCUCUAGGCUAUUUGAUGGUAUUGAAAUCAAAAUAGGUCCACAUAUCCUGAAAAUAAUAUUCAGUAUCUUCACACAUGCUCAGUAAGGUCUCAUUAUGUCUGCUCUAAUCUCAAUAUCUUCCUUCUCAGGACUUCUGAAUGCUAAAUUUGGCAGAGGAUGGAUUGAGCAUCGUAAACUGGCCUGCAACUCCUUUCGCUACUUUGGCAGUGUUCAGAAGCCCCUCGAACAGAAGAUCUUGGAAGAGUGCAUGUUUUUUGUGGAUGCCAUCGAUGAGCACAAAGGGAAACCCUUUAACCCAAAGCACCUGGUGACCAAUGCUGUGUCAAACAUCACCAACCUCAUCAUCUUCGGCGAGCGUUUCACGUAUGACGACUGUGACUUCCAGCACAUGAUCGAGAUCUUCAGUGAGAAUGUGGAGCUGGCCGUCAGCGGCUGGGCCUUCCUUUACAACGCCUUCCCAUGGAUCAAGUACCUCCCCUUCGGAAAGCACCAGAAGCUGUUCCGCAAUGCAGCCAAGGUCUACAACUUCCUGGAGCAGAUCAUCGGGCGCUUCUCAGAGGGCAGAGUGUGCCAAGCCCCGCGCCACUACAUCGAUGCCUACCUGGACGAGUUGGAGCAGAGUGCUGGCGACUUGGGCACCACGUUUUCCAGGGAGAACCUGAUCCACUCUGUGGGCGAGCUCAUCAUCGCAGGCACGGAGACCACCACCAACACCCUACGCUGGGCCAUGCUCUACAUGGCCCUCUACCCCAACAUCCAAGGUCUGUGUGCUGCCUUAUAGCACAGUAGGUCAGGGUCAAUGCCUUGUUCUUACUCAGGCCUCAUAGCACCCUGCCUUGUCCUCACUGUAGGUCUCAUAGCCCUGCCUUGUCCUUACUGUAGGUCUCAUAUCACCCUGCCUUGUCCUUACUGUAGGUCUCAUAGUCCCCUGCCUUGUCCUUACUGUAGGUCUCAUAGUCCCCUGCCUUGUCCUUACUGUAGGUCUCAUAUCACCCUGCCUUGUCCUUACUGUAGGUCUCAUAGUCCCCUGCCUUGUCCUUACUUAGGUCUCAUAGUCCCCUGCCUUGUCCUUACUGUAGGUCUCAUAGUCCCCUGCCUUGUCCUUAUCCUUAGGUCUCAUAGUCCCCUGCCUUGUCCUUACUGUAGGUCUCAUAGUCCCCUGCCUUGUCCUUACUGUAGGUCUCAUAGUCCCCUGCCUUGUCCUUACUGUAGGUCUCAUAGUCCCCUGCCUUGUCCUUAUCUGUAGGUCUCAUAGUCCCCUGCCUUGUCCUUACUGUAGGUCUCAUAGUCCCCUGCCUUGUCCUUACUGUAGGUCUCAUAUCUCAUAUAACCUCAUCGUGUCAAGUGGCGCAAAAGACCUCCACAAGGUCCCUCCAUCUCUUCCUGUCCUGGGCUAUUUUAUAUCUCUUUUCAAAUGAGUCCUAUUCUGGUAUUAAGCUCAGUUUCAACGGUUCGCUAACAGGUCAUCCUUGGUCUUUCUUUUUCCUCUUCUCCUCCGGUGUCCAGUAAAGGGACUUGCCAUGUCCUUAUUUAACCUUUCUCCAAGCCAUAAUACACAGCAACUUGUAUUUGCAUAGGUUAGAUAACUAAGGUAUAGUUUGUUUGUGAACUUUUUAUAGAUUUUUUGGUUUCAACUGUACAAAGGUAUACACUCCCUCCCCUUGGACAGUGAAGCUACAAUUGUAAAUGUGUCUCCAUACUCCACCAUUUUAGAUUUGAGAUCAAAUAUUUCAUAUUAGGUGACAGUACAGAAUGUCACCUUUUAUUUGAGGGUAUUUUUUUAAAUAUAUAUAUAUGUUUUACAGUUUAGAAGUGAAAGCACUUUAUGUAGCUAGUCCCGCCAUUUGAAGAUGUCAUAAGUAUUUGGACAUGUUCACUUAUAGUGUUUUAAAGUAGUCAAAAAUGUAGUAUUUGGUCCCAAUUCCUUGCACACAAUGACUACAUCAAGCUGUGACUUUACAAACUUGUUGGAUGCAUUUACAGCUUGUUUUGGUUGUGUUUCGGAUUAUGUUUGGCCCAAUAGGAAGUGAAUGGUGAAUAAUGUAAUGUGUAAUUUUGUAGACACUUUUAUUCUAAGUAAGUGGUAGCAUCCAUUAAUGAUGAAUCUCAUCAUGCAGCCUUACAAUGUAUUAAAAAUCCAAACAUAUAGCCCAAUGUUUGUAGAACAACUACAUUUACAUGAAUAACUCUAAAUUAAUUGUCUCCAAACCUAUUUAUUUGUUAACUGCUCAACACAGAAUAGCCUCAUGUGCGCACUCCCUCAAAUCAUUUGGAGACAAUAUUUAUAUUUUAUUCAGCUUUGUUCAAUUGUAUUCUUCAUACUAUAAAAUAAUGCCACAGAAUUAUAAGCAAAUCUUGUCUGCUAAAUGAACUAGUGUAGCCCACAGCCAUUUGGCAUAGCCAGAUCAGGACCUAACAUAAGGACAACUCAGAGAUGCUAAAUGUGUUUAUGUUAAUUAACGGUCAAUUACCGUGAGACAGUUAUUUGCUUGACAAUCACCGGCUGACGAAAUAUCGUGACCGCCACAGCCCUAAUGCUACCGUGAUUAUGGAUAUCAUGAAUUAGAAAUAAAAUUACUCCAGUCAUCAUCCAUCAUUCAUUUCUAUUGGGCAAAACAUUACCCCAAAAAACAACCAAAACAAACUCAAAAUGCAUCCAACGAGUGUGUAGAGUCACAAGCUUGAUGUAGUCAUUGCAUGCUAGAAAUAUGGGACCAAUACUAAACAUUAGACUGCUUUAAUACACUAUAAGUGAAUUUGUCCAAAUACAUAUGACAUCUUCAAAUGGGAGGACUAGAUAUGUAAAUAUAUAUGAAAAUACCCUCAAAUGAAAGGUGACAUUCUGUACUGUCGCCUCAUAUGAAACAUUUGAUAACAAAUACAAAAUGCUGGAGUAUAGAGCCAAAUGUAAAAAUUUUGCUUCACUGUCCAAAUACAUAUGGAGGGUGUAUGUUUGUUUGUAAUCAAUAAUAGUUGAGUAAGCAACUUUCAUUUGCACUGUGUCUAAGUUUGGAUUGAUAAUUGUGUUAACUUUUUUUGAUUGAUUUUUGUUUCAACUAUUUCUCUACUAAGGUAUACACUGAGGGUACAAAACAUUAUGCUCUUUCAGUGAUAUAGACUGACCAGGUUAUUGAUGUCACUUGUUAAAUCCACUUCAAUCAGUCAAAUCAAAUGUAUCUAUAAUGCCCUUUUUACAACAGCAGAUGUCACAAAGUGCUUAUACAGAAACCCAGCCUUAAACCCCAAACAGCAAGAAAUAAUAUAAUAAUAAUAUGCCAUUUAGCAGACACUUUUAUCCAAAGCGACUUACAGUCAUGCGUGCAUACAUUUUUGUGUAUGGGUGGUCCCGGGGAUUGAACCCACUACCCUGGCAUUACAAGUGCCGUGCUCUACCAGCUGAGCUACAGAGAAAUGCAGAUGUAGAAGCACGGUGGCUAGGAAAAACUCCCUAGAAAGGCAGGAACCUAGGAAGAAACCUAGAGAGGAACCAGGAUCUGAGGUGUGGCCAGUCCUCUUCUGGCUGUGCCGGGUGGUGAUUCUAAGAGUAUGAAAAUGUAUGCACUCACUACUGUAAGUCGCUCUGGAUAAGAGCAUCUGCUAAAUGACAAAAAUGUACAAAUGUAAUUGUACAUGGCCAGUAAGACCAGAUCGUUCUUCAAGAUGUUAAAACGUUCCUAGAUGACCAGCAGUAUCAAAUAAUAAUGACAGUGGUUGUAGAGGGUGUAACAGGUCAGCACCUCAGGAACAAAUGUCUGUUGGCUUUUCGUAGUCGAGCAUUCAGAGGUCGAGACAGCAGGUGAGGUAGAGAGAGAGAGGGAGGGAGGGAGAGAGAGGGUCAAAAACAGCAGGUCCCGGACAAGGUAGCACGUCCGGUGAACAGGUCAGGGUUUAAUUGUAACUGGAUCAGCAGCACGAAAAGGUAGCACGUCUGGUGAACUGGUGAAGGUUCCAUAGCCACAGGCAAAACAGCAGAAACUGGAUCAGCAGCACGACCAGGUGGACUGGGGACAGCAAGGAGUCAUCAGGCCAGGUAGUCCUGAGGUAUGGUCCUAGGGCUCAGGUCCAGAGCGAGCGAGAGCGAGAGCGAGAGAGGAGAGAGAGAGAGAGAGAGAGAAAAUUAGAGGGAGUAUACUUAAGUUCACACAGGACACCAGAUAAGACAGGAGAAUUUCACCAGAUAGGACAGACUGACCCAAGCACCCCGACACAUAGACUAUUGCAGCAUAGAUACUGGAGGCUGAGACGGGGAGGUGGGGGGUCAGGGGACACUGUGGCUCUGUCCGACGAUACCCCCGGACAGGGCCAACCAGGCAGGAUAUCACCCCACCCCCUUUGCCAAAGCACAGCCCCCACACCACUAGAGGGACAUCAACAGACCACCAACUUACUACCCUGAGACAAGGCUGAGUACAGCCCACAAAGAUAUCCUCCACCACACGAGCCAGAGGGGGCGCAAAACCGGACAGGAAGAUCAUGUCAGUGACUCAACCCACACAAGUCGAGUAUAGUGAAAAAAGCCUGCCACUACGUGACACACCCCUCCUAGGGAUGGCAUGGAAGAGCACUAGUAAGCCAGUGACUCAGCCCCCGUAAUAAGGUCAGAGGCAGAGAAUUCCCCGGGGAGAGACGGAAGCCGGCCAGGCAGAGACAGCAAGUGCGGUUCGUCACUCCAGUGCCUUGCCGUUCACUUUCGCACUCCUGGGCCAGACUACACUCAAUCAUAUGACCUACUGAAGAGAUGAGUCUUCAAUAAAGACUUAUAGGUCGAGACCGAGUCUGCGUCUCUCACAUGGAUAGGCAGACCAUUCCAUAAAAAUGUUGCUCUAUAGGAGAAAGCCCUGCCUUCAGCUGUUCGCUUAGAAAUUCUAGGGACAAUAAGGAGGCCUGCGUCUUGUGACCGUAGCGUACGUGUAGGUAUGUAUGGCAGGACCAAAUCGGAGAGAUAGGUAGGAGCAAGUCCAUGUAAUACUUCGUAGGUUAGCAGUAAAACCUUGAAAUCAGCCCUAGCCUUAACAGGAAGCUAAAAAGUAGAGAGGCUAGCACUGUAGUAAUAUGAUCACAUUUUGUGGUUCUAGUCAAGAUUGUAGCAGCCGUGUUUAGCAGUAACUGAAGUUUAUUUAGUGCUUUAUCCGGAUAGCCAGAGUAGAGCAUUACAGUAGUCUAAUCUAAAAGUUACAAAAGCAUGGAUUAGCUUUCCUGCAUCAUUUUUGGACAAAAGGUUUCUGAUUUUUUGCAAUGUUACGAAGAUGGAAAAAAGCUGCCCUUGAAAUAUUCUUGAUACGUUCGUCAAAAGAGAGAUCAGGGUCCAGAGCAAUGCAGAGGUCCUUCACAGUUUUAUUUGAGACGACUGUACAACCAUCAAGAUUAAUUGUCAGAUCAAACAGCAGAUCUCUUUGUUUCUUGGGACCUAGAACUAGCAUCUCUGUUUAAAAAGUUUAAAAGUAAAACAUUUGCCGCCAUCCACUUCCUUAUGUCUGAAACACAGGCUUCCAGGGUAGGCAAUUUUGGGGCUUCACCAUGUUUAAUCGAAAUGUACAGCUGUGUGUCGUCUGCAUAGCAGUGAAAGUUGACAUUGUGUUUCCGAAUGACAUCACCAAGAGGUAGAAUAUAUAGUGAAAACAAUUGUGGUCCUAAAACGGAACCUUGAGGAACACUGAAACGUACAAUUGAUUUGUCAGAGGACAAACCAUCCAAAGAGACUAAAUGAUAUCUUUCCGACAGAUAAGAUCUAAACCAUGCAAGAACUUGUCCGUGUAGACCAAAGAGGGUUUCCAAUCUCUCAAAAAGAAUGUGGUUGAUCAAUGGUGUCAAAAGCGGCACUAAGGUCUAGGAGCACGAGGACAGCUGCAGAGCCUUGGUCUGACGCCAUUAAAGGGUAUUUUACCACCUUCACGAAUGCAGUAUCAGUACUAUGAUGGAGCAUUUCGUAUACAUUAUUUGUCUUCAGGAAGGCAGUGAGUUGCUGCACAACAGCUUUUUGUAAACAUUUUGAGAGGAAUGGGAGAUUCGAUAUAGGCCGAUAGUUUUUUUAAUUUUCCAGGUCAACGUUUGGCUUUUUCAGGAGAGGCUUUAUUACUGCCAUUUUUAGUGAGUUUGGUACACAUCCGGAGGAUAGGGAGACGUUUAUUAUGAUUAAAAUAGCAGGGCCAAGCACAGGUAGUAGCUCUUUCAGUAGUUUAGUCGAUUAGGCAGCUGGACCCUAUUCAGUGUAGAACAAGGGGAGGAGACAGGUUAAAGAAAGAUUUUGAAGCCUUGAGACAAUUGAGACAUGGAUUGUAUAUGUGUGCCAUUCAGAAAGUGAAUUGGCAAGACAAAAUAUUUAAGUGCCUUUGAAGGGGGUAUGGUAGUAGGUGCAAGGCACACCGGUUUGAACCGCAACACUGCUGGGGUUUUCACACUAAACAGUUUCCUGUGUAUUUUAAGAAUGGUCCACCACCCAAAGCACAUCCAGCCAACCUGACACAACUGUGGGAAGGAUUGGAGUCAACAUGGGCCAUCAUCCAUGUGGAACGCUUUCAACACCUGGUAGAGUCCAUGCCCCGACAAACUGAGGAUGUUCUGAGGGUAAAAGGGGGUGCAACUCAAUAUUAGGAAGGUGUUCUUAAUGUUUUGUACACUCAGUGUAUGUCUGUAGAUACUAGAUAAGAGUCGAGGAAGCAGAUAGAACACUGUGAUGAUAAGGUAUUGACAGUGUGCUGCUGGUGUUUCCUCUGUGUAGAGAAGGUGCAUAAGGAAAUUAACAGUGUGAUGGGCAGUGGGAAGUCCCCCACGCUGGAGGACAAACAGAGGAUGCCCUAUGUGGAAGCAGUGCUACACGAGGUCCUGCGCUUCUGUAACAUCGUGCCCCUGGGCAUCUUCCGCGCCACCACUCAGGACACACUGGUGAGCGGCUACACCAUCCCCAAGGGCACCAUGGUCAUCACCAACCUGUACUCUGUGCACUUUGAUGAGAAGUACUGGUGCGACCCUGGAACCUUCUCACCACAGCGCUUCCUGGACAGCAAUGGAAACUUUGUCCGACGGGAAGCAUUCCUACCCUUCUCUCUGGGUGAGUCUGGCUUCUUUCCACUCUCAGGCCCCCAAAGAGAGUAGCACACUGUCUCUCACACACAUACUGUACACACCCUCUCACUUGAAUGCCUCUCCUCUUGCCUAAUCCAAAUGGUAAUGCUUAAAUACAGGGUUUAAUAGUCAUCAUGGGCAUGAAAUUCCAAUAUAUUAAAGAGAUUCUUCUGUACGUUAGUAUACUUUUUAGCCAGUAGUUCUGAAAGUAGCAUUCAUGAGCCAAAAGUGGUCCCUGAAAAUUGCAUACUACGUCACAUGUGCAGAUAUGUGCACCACGUCAUUGCUCUCUCUCUCUCUGCUGUGUCCACUGAGCUGGGCCCGCCCUGCAACCUCAUCGGAUAAUGCUGGGCAGGCCUCUUGCUAGCUGUCACUCAAAUGUGAGAGGCUGAAGCUCAUUGGCUAGAACUCAGAGCCCACAUGGAGGGAAAUGUAGGGAAAAUAGCACAGCACAGCUUCAAUAAAACAGUCGCUUUCAAACUAGGGAUUUCAUGUCUAAUUGAGGUAAGACAGUAUUUCUGCUCAUAGAUUAUGCAUGUAUGAACUACACAUUGACACAUCUAGCCCAAAGCGGGAGGUUUAAAAAAUACUUUGUUAGUCGCCAAAGUACCAGAGCAUGUCUUUAACUGUAUUCCCCAGCUAUGAUCUCAUUUAAUUAUACCUACAAUGAGUCAAAUGGAAUAAAAGCUAGAGCCUCUCCGGUAUAACAACAACCUUACGGGUAAUGAAGGCCCAGUGAUCCAUCUGAGCACUUCAAUAAUAGACUGGUGAGCAAGCCUGUCCCUGGGGCUAUUGCAGACUACAAUGCUGCCAUUAAUAACGGAAAGUACUGUUAAGACAGAAAGAUACCCCAUGUCAGUUCAAACAAAACUCAUUCUCUCUGUCAUACCACCCAGAAAUGUGGUUCCCUCUAUUGCUCCUCAAGUUGCGCUGUGUAUGCAAGUAUAAACCUUUUCCCAGCCAUAUCAUGUCAUUGGAUUAACCUAUAUCCAAAUAAGGUAAACACUAAACAGCUGAUAACAGUUAUAGUAAAGGUUAAAGUAAACCUUUACUAUCACUUAACAGAUACAUUGAGUACAGUAGAUAUGUUGUAAUGGUUGAAUGUUCACUGGAAUACAAUAGUCAGUAGUAGCUGGUGUCACUAAAUCGGAGGACGGCUCAUUGUAAUGGCUGGAAUGGAAUGGUUUGAUACCGUUCCGUUGAUUUCAUGUCAGCCAUUACUACGAGCCGUCCUCCCUUCACCAGCCUCCUCUGAGUAGAGUAGAUGAUACAAAGUAUGACAUGAUCUUCACAAAACUCAAUCCAUAUUGUGUGGUUUGUCCUCAGGGAGGCGUCACUGUUUGGGCGAGCAGCUGGCCAGGAUGGAGAUGUUCCUGUUCUUCACCACCAUGCUGCAGCGCUUCCACCUGCAGUUCCCCCCCGGCACAGUGCCAAGCCUCACCCCCAAACUUGGCAUGACCCUGCAGCCGCUGCCUUACUCCAUCUGCGCCGUCCGCAGGCAGCAGUGACAGAUUCUCAGAAUGCACUUCCC
Messenger RNA from Coregonus sp. 'balchen', 9858 nucleotides. The record is from the annotation of a GenBank genome assembly. NCBI's taxonomy places the organism in Eukaryota, Metazoa, Chordata, Actinopteri, Salmoniformes, Salmonidae.